Macrobrachium nipponense is the source of this 7601-nucleotide messenger RNA. It is a transcript of the gene Mgat4a, whose product is annotated as alpha-1,3-mannosyl-glycoprotein 4-beta-N-acetylglucosaminyltransferase A-like. Gene Ontology annotation, biological process: protein N-linked glycosylation. NCBI's taxonomy places the organism in Eukaryota, Metazoa, Arthropoda, Malacostraca, Decapoda, Palaemonidae. Gene Ontology annotation, cellular component: endoplasmic reticulum-Golgi intermediate compartment; endoplasmic reticulum; Golgi stack. The record is from RefSeq and is a predicted model, not a curated record. Gene Ontology annotation, molecular function: acetylglucosaminyltransferase activity.
CGUCUUCCAUUUGAGAGAGAGAAAAAGAAACACUUUCCCAAAAGGAGUCAUUCGUUCAGUAGAAGUCAGGGCCUAAGCAUCUUCUGUUAUAGAAGUAGAGAGAGAAAGAAAAGAAAAUUGUCUGCAGAAGGGAUAUGUUUUUAAUGGAAGUGACCCAGCCGUCUUCCAUUAUAGAGAAAUGAAGUGUUUUCCAAAAGGUGUAGGUACUUUUAUCACCAUGAGACGCCAUACCUGCUCAGCAUACCAAGAUCCCAGUUUUGGCAGAAUGCUUCGCCGGCGCCUGGGCGUGGUCUUCACGGCCGCCCUCCUCACGCCCGCGUUCGUGCUGUUCUUCAUUAAUUCUCCAGACCUGAGCGGAGAGCAGGUCCUGGUCCAGCGGAUAGCCGAAUUGCGUGAGCGCCUACAUCACGCAGAGAUGCUUAAUCAGGAAAGGUUGCAUGACGUCAUCGUCCUGUCCCAGAAGUUCAACAUACUUACUCAUGCAGGCGUCGGGAACCUGACCAACGGCAGGAUUCCCAUCCUGUCUCAAGAGACGCGGGAACUCCUAGCGAACCUGAGCCACACCCCUGACCUCCACCUGCCUUCCAUAUAUAGCUACCUGCCCCAUCUCCUCCACACGCCAGAUGCCACGACGCCUGCCUUCAAGCUCUCCAAGGGGCGUCACUCAGCCACCAUGGUGAUGGGCGUGCCAACGGUAAAACGCCAGGUACAAAGUUACCUGAUGACGACCCUGAGGAACUUGAUCGAUUCCAUGAGUAUCGAGGAGAUGGAGGAGUGCAUCAUCGUCGUCUUCGUGGCCGAGUGGGACUUAGACUACGUUCAUCAGGUUGCUUCCCAAAUAGAGAGACAAUUCCCCGAGCAUUUAGAGAGCGGUCUGCUGGAAGUCAUAUCUCCCCCUGAAGAGUUCUAUCCAAACAUGGAUAAACUAAAACAGACCCUUGGGGAUCCCAUGGAAAGAGUCAGGUGGCGAACCAAACAAAACCUUGACUUUGCCUUCUUGAUGAUGUAUGCACAACCCAAGGGGACAUUUUACGUGCAGUUAGAAGACGAUAUUCAGACAAAAAAAGGUUACAUAGCAACAAUGAAGAAGUUUGCACUCCAAAAGACUUCUGAAAAGAAAAACUGGUUUGUCCUCGAUUUUUGUCAACUAGGAUUUAUAGGGAAAAUGUUCAAGUGUGUAGAGCUUCCCUACUUGGUACAAUUUUUCAUCAUGUUUUAUAAUGACAAACCUGUGGAUUGGCUUCUCGACUAUCUAAUACAAACCAAGAUUUGUAACCUGGACAAAGAUACUAAGCACUGUAAAAAGGCGAAGGAAAAUGUCUGGAUUCAUUUCAAGCCAUCUUUAUUCCAACACAUAGGGACCCACUCGUCACUCAAGGGCAAAGUGCAAAAGCUGAAGGAUAAGCAGUUUGGAAAAGUUCAGUUGUACUUUCCACACGAUAAUCCUUCUGCAGCUGUCGAGACCCAAAUCAAACCUUACAAAACGUACACUUUGCAACGAGCAUAUCGAGGAGAGUCCUACUUCUGGGGUUUACUACCUCAGCAGGGUGAUAUGCUGCAGUUUACCUUUGAUCCUCCAAUAGUUAUAAAAGGAUACCUUUUUCGAAGUGGAAAUGUUGAACACCCUUCUGAUCGCUUUUAUAACACCACAGUAGAAGUUCUACCUGUACAACCUCUGUCUAAUCUUGAAGACGUACAAAGUGGAAAAUACAAAACCACAGAGGACAAUUUUAUAGUUAUUGGUGAUUUUGAUGACAUGGGUGUUGCAGAGGGCAAAAUUUCAGAAAGUUUUGGAGAAAUAAAAACUUUACGUCUCAGUAUUCAUGUGGAAAGUGAAAACUGGGCCAUACUUAGUGAGAUUCAUAUUGAAACGGCAGAAGCUAGGUGACCAGACGCCCUCCUGGCAUUCACCCUCUGGUGCCAGUGUCACAGCGUAUCAUGCCAGCAGUGACCCUGGCUCCUCUCCUGUCUUCAUUCAAACAUUUUGUUUGUGUUCAAAGCAUCACAAGUUUCAUCAUUCACUAAUUUAGUACACAUUUAAGUUGUUGCAUUGCUGUGUAUAUACUGUAUAGGUUUAUAGAAAUAGCGAUGCAUGAGUUAGUUGUGUAUAUAGAGCUGAAGAUUUAUAUACUAUUGCAUUUUUUAGGGCACACUUCAUAGGAUGAGAUUGACUGUAGGCAAAAUGUCAAAAUGUUUCAUUUGUCAUUUUCAGAAGGGUACUGUUAAUUUUAUAUUAUUCAUUAAUGCUUGAAGCAUUAUUUUAAAAACUUAACGGGUGAUAAGUCAUGUGAUCAGCAAUGUUAAGAACAUUUAUAGAAUUUAUAUUGACUGUGCUAUUAUGAUAAGUAUAGUAUACAGGAAUCUUGUUAACUAUUUAAGGUUUCUAGUCGACACCAGCGACUGGAUAUCUUUGAAUCUCAUAUCUCAGAACUAACCAGUGACUUCAUUGAUCUGUAAAAUGAUGAGAAUGAUCUAAGAUUUGUGUUCAACUUAUGACACUAAGUUACCUCAUACUCUUAACAUUCUUACAUUAGAUAUGAAGGUGAUUCAGGUAAAAAUAUUAGAAAAAUAGAAAAAUCAAGAAUAAGGUGAUUAGGGAUUACACAAGGGGCCUUAAGCUUGUUAAUAGCUUUUGUGUGUGUGAUCAAGAAUUCAGCACAGGCUAUGGAAGUAUCCUGCUAAUACGUAUAUUGGAAGAAGGUCAAAGUAAAGUCUUAAAAUGUAUUUUUGACUAAAUUCCAUAAAAAAUGCUAAGGAAAUAUCUAGUUUACAUGUUAAAUGUGUGACAUGUUUUCAUAGGUAACUGUACAAAUUGUUCACUAGUACAUAUAUGGUUAAGUAAAAAUAAGAAUCAUUAAUGCACAAUGGGGACAUGCCUGUCGUUUACAAGAAAUAUGGAAGUUUCAGUGAAAUCUAAGCACAUUAGAUUGAUUAAUUUAUUGUAUACGUAUAUCAAAAUUUCCCUAUUCUUUAUAUCAGUCAGUCAUAGCUAGCUGCUGGAGGUAAUUUGUAACUUCAUAAGAAGAAGAAGAGGCAUCAGAUAUUUGUAAAACCAAUCAAUGUUACGGUUAAUAAUACUUUACAGACUGCUAUAACAGUACUUUUUCUUGACCACAGCAGUGACUUAGCACAAUGUGAACUGUAAAUAUUGAAUAGUAAUGUUGCCACUUUUUUCACCAAAUUACAUCAUGCUCAUUACAGUUUUCCAGAAGUUAUUGUGCUAAUAUUUUGACAGUGUAAUGGAAAUUUCACACUGUUGGUUAAAUUACAUUUAAGAGCUGAAUUUAAUGCUAACCAUAUAAAAAAGGUUAUCAGUGCCCCCAACAUGCAAUGUUUAUGACACUGUAGUACCAAAGUAAAUCAUGUGUAAUGGUUUAAGAAAUGAUCAUAGGAUAUUACAUACCCUGUGCUGAGAAUAAUUCUUAAUAGUACUUAAAUAAUACAUAUCUUUGUAAAUAAGCACAUAAGGAAUAUGCUGUCAAGAAUUUCCAUAUUGAGAUAUUAGGUGAACAAUGCUAAGAAACUGAACAUUGUUCUAAUGUACAUAAUAGCAUCAAGAGCAGACUACUACUGGUUUUGUCAGGUUCUUAUGGAGCUCAAAUAUUCAGAAUUUAUUUCUUGCAUCUUCUUACUCUUUAACUUCAAGGGAGGCAUCAAUAGUUGUUAGCCAAAAUUCUGGUUGUGCAAAUCCUGUGUGUAUUCAGUCUAUUCACACAGAGGAGUCAAUGUACAGUAUGUAAUCACAUAAGCAGAAGAUUAUGCUGUAUUCUUGUCUCAGUAACAGGUGCCAUAGUGUCCAAAACAUUAGGAAAUUACCAAGUUUUAAUUUGUCCUUAGUUUUAUUACUAGUAGAUAUUUUUUAUUUGUUAAUGAAAUACAGAUUUUUAUAUUUUUCAUAGGAUAGUAGUUAUACUAAAUACUAUACUACCUACACUUAUUUUGUUCACAAGUCUUCAGGCUUAUGAGUAUCAAACUGAUAGCUAUUUUAUUGACUUUUAAACAGUGCAAUAUACUAGUAUAAUGAGAAAUAGUGUUUGAAAUCUUGUGAGCUUACUUCCCCAGUUUACAAUAUUAGGUGCUCAACAUAUUUGUUGCAUAAUUGUCAUAUUUCCCUUGUGCAUUAAAGUUGUUGCUUACAGCCAUAAUCUAAGAUUCAAAGGUACUGUGAUAGUUUUAUUGCUAAAAACAAUUUUAGUGCAUAGAAGAAAAAGAAAUGUUAAGUCAUUUUUCCAAGCACAGUAUACAUAAUUUUCUAAGCCUUAAAAAUCUAGACACCUAUCAACAAAAAUUCUAGUUUAACCUUGCCUGAAACUUGAACUAUGAACCAUCACUAUACCAGUGCCUGUCACUCUGCUCUUCAGUUUUUUGUUUCCUGAUAAAAUUUUGUACACACGUGUAACUACCAAAAAAUAUCUUUUUUGUUUGUGUUCAGUUAAGCUCUUAGUUGUUCUCUGUUGAAUGGCAUUGAUCUUUCUUACCUCGACACUGGUGGAACCCUAAUCACUUGACCUGCAGUUGUUACCCUAAUGUGGGCAUUCUCUUUGCACUCACUACGUAGUUUUAGCCUAUACAAAGAAGAAACAGCUGUCAGUUUGAUGUUUGUGCUUACAUGACACAGUCCAUCAUUAUUUCAUACAUUACCCACAUUCAAAGAAUGAAGCAAAUACCAUUGUCACUGUAUACAUGCAUAAGUUUGAAGAAGCAAGACUAACCCAAACUGUUUAAUUAUUUACUGUUAAUUGAUACACUUAAGGAAAACUAACCUAUUAAAAUAACUUCUCAUCUCUAUCAUUCAUCAAACCAAUGGCACCUUGCUCCACACUGUUCCAAUGUUUAUGUCAAGAAAGAUUCUUCACUUUUUAAAAUAUUUCCUAAACAUAAUUGUUAUAAGACCUUUAUACACAAAAAGCAAUUGUAAGAGUCUCCAUACUUUUUUCACAGUGAUCCAACUAGCCUCCAAGCAAAAGCAAUCUCCAACAUAUCUUGGGAGAGUACCAUAGAUCUGGGGAUCUAUGGACUUUGUAAUACAUAUUCACCAAAACCACUUGACCAUUUCUGAUUCCUCAUGUGCUUCAGCUAUGUGAAGAGUCUGCAUUUGAUUGUGGUCAGUUUAGAAGUGGUACAGUUUAGUUGAAAAAUAAAUGAGGGUGUAUAAAAAGGCUGACCAGUUUUUGGGAUGCAUCCUUUUUGGUUUUGGCCUUUGCUGAACAUCAAUUUUGUUAUUAUUGUAAGUACUGUAGUUUAAGAAACAACUUUUCUAAAGAAGUCUGGCUGUUCCAUGGAAAGAGAACGUACAAGAAAUAAAAGACAAAAAGAAUGCUCAAAGAUCAACAACUUAGAGGAAUGUAAUUAGUAUACUACUGAUUUGCAACAACAAAGAGAAUGGGAGAAGCACAAACUUCUCAUACUGACUGUUGUAUUUUUCACUACAGAAACAACAGUGCCAAAGUGAAAACUGUGAGGUCCGCUAGAUGCAUGACUAGAUAACCCAAUUUCUUAGGCAUAAGCAGUAGGAAGUGACAACUAAGGCAGAGGAAAUAACCUUGCAUGGAAAGGCCGGUCUAGCAGCACAACACAAGGCUCAGAUAAUGAGUGGAAAGGAGGCACCAAUGGAUAUACUAGUAUGUACUGUAAUAGUUUUUUGGGAUCAGAUUGAUGUUUGGGAGAUUGAAGAAGCUUCCAUUGCUAAUGGGAACACUGUAGUGACUUCAUUUUUUUCUUGUUAUGAAAUGCUGGCACUGUUGUCAGAAAAGGCUUGGUAGUCAAGGUUUGUGUCCAUUUCAGGACUGAUUUUGACCAGGUCUUGCAUGGAAAAGGAUUCAUGUAGCAAGGUACCCCAUGUCCAGAAUGGUUUUGAUUGAGCAAAUUCUCUGAUAAUGUUGUGGAAAUUUAAAAUAGUAGUUUUUAACAAGCAAUGAAUAAUAGAAUAUUGUAUGAGUUGUCAUAAUAGCUCAGCCUAAGAAAAUGAUGGUGCAAGGGAUGGCACAUUUCAUGGCCACUGAAUAAGUCUCAACUCGGUUAAAGGACCAGUAAGACAUGGCUGUCAGUAGAAUAUAAAUGCACAAAGAUGACACACAUCCCCUCUUAUUAAAGGAAAGGAAGAUCAAAAGGAAGCUGAAGAAUAAUAGUAAAGUCAUCAGAACUUAGCCUGUCCAAGACAGAAGGACAGGAAAUGUCUCAUUUAAUACACACCUUGGCAGAGUUCUUCAGUAAACACCAUGUGUUUACAAGUGAUAUGAGAACGGAUUGAAGAAAUUCCAUAAAUUCUGUUGUUUAAGUUACCUUAAGAAAGAAAAUCAUAGUUACACAGGACAAUUUGGCUGCAGAUUCCUUUGCAAGAACUCCUAAAGUGAAAUAUGCAUGUGUGCUUGUUCAUCUGCAGGAGUGGCAGGGGCUUUGAGGUAGAUUGCAUAUGUAUUUCAGCCCAUAUGUUAUGCGUUUUUUUUGUGAGGAAGGCUCAGGUUGGAAAUACUACAUUAUUUUUCACAUCAUCCAUUGUCAUGCUUGAGAAAUUAGCACCAGGCUUAACAGAAAACAGAAAAAAAAUUGUCAGAGUUACAACAGUUCUUUGUUAUUUUACUUUAGACCAACUUGUAGAAUUGUGGAAUGUAAAUGCCCAGUUUAACAAAAUAUGGAUAGUACUGUCUGAAUCUUCUUAAGACAGAAUCACGCCCACUGAAACAGAUCUUUGUUGACUUCUCAAUAAAGCUUCAGUAGAUUGAAAAACUAUUGCAAGAAACAGUGUGAAGAUUACUAAACGUUUAUGUAUCUACUCAUAUGAACAUGGAUGAAUAUAGACUAGUGGGUCUAAGGUAUAUCGUGGGAUGUAAUGAAUUGGCCUUCUUUCAUUGUAUAUACCUUAUUGCCAUGCUAGCUAUAGACAGAAUGUGUGCAUGGAGUGCAGAGGUGGGAAUAUGUAAAUGAAAAUAUUGAUGGGAAAACAUUUUAUUGUUCUUGAUUGGCAGGGAGCUAUGACAAUGGUACUUCACUUGUCUGUACGAUAGUCAACAUUAAGUAAUUUUGAAAGCAUUCAAAAUUGAAUCAAUUCACAUAAAGGGCUGUGAAGUACCAAGUAUGUACUGUAAUAUCUUUGAAGAGCAGUACUGAUAAAUUCUCAAGAACUUUGUGAUCAACAAAACCAUUAUUAUUUUAUUUUUGUUCCAUAUGAGGUGGCACAAAAAAUGUUCAGCUCCUUUUUCAGAUCGAGAAUAACUAGCAAACAUGUUUGGAACAAAAUAGCAUAUUCAGUUACUGCUUUUUGUAUCUUUGAAAUAUUUUUAUGCAUAUACAUGUUUAAAGAGCAACAUACAGAACGGUACUAUUAUUGUAUUGCUGUAAAAGAUGAAUACAGUAGGAUCCUAUUAAAUUUCAAGUGAGGUACAUUGUGUGGAGCAAGGUGAAGUAGGUAGUCCCUGUUUUUGGUGCUGGGAAAGGCAUAUUGAAAAACAUUUAACUGACCUUAAGUCGUUGAUGACUGCCGUACAUUUUUUAUACUGUGCAUAUUACCACUUUUUUUCAUUUUCAUUGCCAGCCUUGAGUUAUGUACUGUGGUUAUAAUUUAUUGAUGUAAUUAAGAAAUAAACUGUAUAUUUUGUUAUAAA